This is a messenger RNA of Pleuronectes platessa (European plaice), 1721 nucleotides long. RefSeq names its product b(0,+)-type amino acid transporter 1-like. The transcript has a single exon. Gene Ontology annotation, biological process: amino acid transmembrane transport. The coding region runs from base 273 to 1034 and encodes 253 amino acids. NCBI's taxonomy places the organism in Eukaryota, Metazoa, Chordata, Actinopteri, Pleuronectiformes, Pleuronectidae. Gene Ontology annotation, cellular component: membrane. Gene Ontology annotation, molecular function: L-amino acid transmembrane transporter activity. The record is from RefSeq and is a predicted model, not a curated record.
UAAGCAUACAUUUCAUUAAAUAUGUAUAAUGCUUAUAUCCACAUCAGGGACUUCAUCGUGAACUCAAAUGAGAACUUUCGGGGUUAGGAGCUUAACAAACCACAGAGGAGUUAAUUAACCUACAAUAAGCCUACAAUAAACAGUUUUUACAGGCCUAUAACAAGUUACUGGUUAUCCAGAGACGGUAUCAGUGUGUUAUCUCAGCGUUUGCUCCCCAAGGCUUCAUAACAGCUACACUGAACUUGAACUUGUGCUCUCCGGUCGGCGCGGCCAUGGCGGACAAAGGACCCGAAAGCAUGAAAAUGAAACGAGAAAUUGGGUUGAUUGGAGGCGUGGCACUGAUUUCGGGAACAAUGAUCGGAUCCGGUAUAUUCAUGUCCCCACAGUUUGUCCUGGCUUACGUGGGAAGUCCUGGAGCAAGUCUGUUGAUCUGGGCUGUUUCAGGAGUCAUAGCCAUGUUCGCAGCGCUCUCCUACACUGAGCUCGGCACAAUCAUCCCUGAAUCUGGUGGGGAAUUCAUCUACAUACUGAGAAUCUACGGGUCAUGUCCUGCUUUCUUUGCGGCGGUCACUUUUAUCUUGGUUGUGAAGCCGUUCGGCAUCGCGGCCAUGUCGAUUAGCAUCGCAGAAUACGCCACAGCACCUUUCUACGUGGGCUGCCCUCCUCCACAGCUGGUGGUGAAGUGUAUUGCUGCUGCGACCAUCUUGGUUGUUGCCACAGUAAAUAUCCUGAACGUGCGCAUUGCUCUAAGAAUCCAGGUGGUCUUCUUGGUGGCCAAACUGGUGGCACUGACAUGCAUAGUAAUAGGAGGGAUAGUGGCGCUCACACAGAGCAGCACUGUCAUUGUAGAAAAUCUGAAAGUAGAGAAUGCAUUCAAAGGGACUCAGUAUUCUUUGAGCACUCUAGGAAUGGCUUUUUAUCAAGGACUCUGGUCUUAUGCUGGCUGGUACAACUUGAACUAUGUCACUGAGGAGCUGAAAAGACCAGAGGUGAGACUAACACACUGGAAUGUGCAUCUGUGCUUAAGUCAGUAAAUAAUUCUUAGAUAGGAGGAGAGUCGAUUAAAGAUAGUUCGCUCGAGAGGGAAAGAAAGGGACGAAGAGAGACAUGUCUGUCGUUGUUUACUUUAGACAGGUUGAGGGUGGGUUUCUUCAGGAGAGGGUUAACUCUUGACAGGAAAGGGUUGAUAAGAUGGGUAAGAAAAGGAAGAAGAUUUGGAGUAAUAGUUUUUAUGUAGAUCUCUGUACUUUAUGUGCCAUUUUAAAUAGGAUAUAUAAAUAUACAGUAUAUAUUUAUACUGACAUAUACCAGUGAGAGAGGUUCAACGCCAAACCAUUUUUCUGCAGUUAUAAGAUACAGUUUGUUAUUAUUGUGACCCCUGUUCUGGGAAUCUGGGUCAUCGUAAAAUAAGUUAUAGAUAAUGGUUUAUCUUAAUCUUCAGAUCAUUUGUAUAAGGAAACAAGGACAGAAACAGUUGUGGUCCUGCAGGCUAUUACUUUCAAAAACGAAUCUCUUGUACAUUAUUCAAUAAUUAACCAUAGUGUUACCAGGACACAAAGUCAAGCUCAGCCACGACUGUAAACUUACUGCAGCAGAUCUCUGUGCUCAUCUCCUCCUGUGCAUUCAAUUGGCAAAGCUCAUUGAAGCCGCUCUUACUCUUCCUCUGUCCAUGGCAGGCCACUUCACAACCCUCCACCCCUGCACCUCCUUUUCAAACUCAA